CUUCAGCUCAAAGUAAUCUUUAUGAUAAAAGGGUUUGUUUUGGAGUGGAGAUCCUUCUUACUAGCAAUUAUCAUUGCAUUUUGGUCUCUUUUGUGUAGCUCUUCCCUUCUAGUCUGCGAAUAAUUCGAGGCAGAAACUGCAUCCGGCUUUUUCAUCCCAACGCUGGCCCGGCUUCCCAACGGAUACUGGUAAUUGUAGGGUGGUGACAUAAAUCGGAUCUCUGCUUUCUUUCUUUUUUCCUAUCCCUUUCAUCACCAAGAAGAUGCACUUUUAUUACACCUUGUAUUACAUCCUUUGCUGGGCCCGUUGCUCCCAUCUCUGGAGAAGCACAGACCCCGCGACCAGCGGAUCUUCGCCUGGUCCACUCGACUGGCUGGUGGAAGGAACCAGAAGUGGCCGCCCGCGUCUCCGGGGGACCCUCGGGGACGGCGAACCCCGGACGAGGGACGCGGGCUCCGGCACAGGAUGCCCGUCCAGACGCCGCGCCACCGCAGCACCAUCCGGCCUACGCCCGCCGUGCAGGGAACCAUGGAAGAAAGCCCACGACGGCCCGGCCGCGCCCCCACGUCCCUGCGCGAGCGCGAGCCGCGGGCGGAAGUGCUGCAUCGCGCACUUCCGGGUGUUGUCUGGCCUCUGCGCGUUUUGGGUCUCCCGGCCGCUGCCGCUCGGGUAGUGGAGACUGCGCGACGUCACCGCCAUGGCGGGCAUCAAAGCCAAUACUGGCCCCUCUUUGUUCUGUUUUUUUACAUCCUUUCACCCAUUCCAUACUGCAUAGCAAGGAGAUUAGUGGAUGAUACAGAUGCCAUGAGUAGUGCUUGCAAGGAACUUGCCAUAUUCCUCACAACAGGCAUCGUCGUCUCUGCUUUUGGACUUCCUGUUGUAUUUGCCAGAGCACAUCUGAUUGAGUGGGGAGCCUGUGCACUUGUCCUCACAGGAAACACGGUCAUCUUCGCAACUAUAUUAGGCUUUUUCUUGGUCUUUGGGAGCAAUGAUGACUUCAGUUGGCAGCAGUGGUGAAGAGGAAAGAGCUCCUGGACUGUUGUCACAUGGACUUCUGUCAUCCUUGGCUGGCCGUGCACAGGAGAUGGGGCAGUGAUGCUAACUUGUAUGGCAGGUCUGGAGUAUUCUCGCUGCUCCCUCUUCCCUACUGUGCGCCUACUGUUUCAUAGAGACUUGCUAAGGGAUUAAAAGGAUUUUAUCUUUUGGAAAAGGUUGACCGAAUUCACACUUAUCUAUAGUAUGCUUUUCAUAGUGUCCUGCUGAACUUAAAAUAUGUGUUUUUACCUGUUCAUUUUUUUUAAAUCAGUAUGCAGUGUUAAACAUUUUUUAAAUGUUAAUAACUAUUUGCAUUGAUUUAGGAAUUCUGAAUUUUGCCAGCUGUAUUACUGGGCAUAUUUUCUCUUGAAAUUAAUCUCCACUAUAAAAUAAUAUAUAAAAGUAAGUUUUCAGUCAGUCAGGAUGACAUCACUCCCAGUUUUAUGCAAACAUACAGAGCAUUGACAUAAACUAUUUACUCAGUGCAAAUGUAGCUGCAUUUAUACCUCAGAGGGGCCGAGUAUUUUUGCCCAUGCCCUCCAUAAGGGUUGCUGGUUUUACUAGUAGGCAAGUGUUUUGUGAAUUAAAAAUUUCUUUAUAGAAUUGCUAAAAGAGUGCUCUUCUCAGUUGUUAGAAGAAUUUGUGUUGCACUUUAAGGUACGAGUGCAAAAACAGAUAUCUGAGUUACAGUUUGAUCUGUGUUUAUUGCAGUCACAGUGAGUGAGUUGUGGUACAGGAAGAAGUGAUGCUGAAAUUCCACUGCUUGGAUUUGUUUCUAUUUAUGAGUGAAAAUUCCAGUCUGCCAGCCUUUCAUGUUCACCUAGGGUGAGGUGGACGUACGUGGGCUGCUGCUCUGAGGGAAAAUUGGAUGUUUGCAUCACAGAUACCAGAGAACUGUCCUCUGCUUCCUCCUUUUAACUUAUUUUGUGCAUUGUAUAUAUUAAGUAAAAAAAAAAAAAAAGCAAAAACAAAAAAACUUCAAAUAUAGUUUAAUAACACUUGGAGAUGUUUGACUACCAGGAAAAUAAUUGCUAUGCCAUACAUUCAGAGUGCCCCUCCCCCUCAAGGCCUUGACAUGAUUCACAAGUGACUUGUUAUUCAUGCGGGUAAUUCAGUUGUAAGACUUAGACCAUAAGAAGUGUAAUCCUCUAAGGUUAUAUCACAUGAAAUUUUAAAAUAUUUAAGACAAGCUUCCUGUAGACCUCUGAUUGUUUGAGGUUUGAUUUCAUCAUGAUAGAUCUGCUGUUUCCGUAUAAAAGGUAUUGAGUAUGUAAAAUUAACACAGAGUAGCCAAAUCCUGCUGUGUAGCAGCUUCAAACACAAGCCUGACCAAAAACUUCCCAGUUCCCAGGCAUGGGCAGAUAUAGUGGUCAUCUGCAUCUUACAAUUCGUAGUACUUAACUUCAGGAGUUGGUUAUGACAAUGUUCAAGCUAAUUUGACGGUAUUUUGUUAAAAUAUUGGUAUGUGUAUUCAGUCUGCUUACAUAAAAAUUGUUUUGCCUUCCGUCAAAAUUGAGUAAUCAUGAUAGCUGUCUUUUGUUGUUUUUAUAGUUUAUUUCUCAAGAAAAUGGGAACAAAUACAGAGUUUGUUCAGCUUUUUACUAAAGAUGUCUAAAGCUCCAGGUUUUGAUUUGUUCUGUCUGCCUGACCCACUCUUUCUCACCUUUGGCUGGGAGAUGGGAAGCAGUAAGACGUGUCCGCGUGUGGCUGUGCCGUUUGAGCAGUAGACCAAAAACAUUGUUGAGACUUACAGGGGAAGGUAUAUGGUUGGAAAGCUGGUGACGCAAAUGGACUGUACCUGAGAUCUGAUGGGGACAGAAGUUCAUGCUCUGAUCCUUCCCCAUUUCCUUUACAAUCUCAAUGCAGUGCACAUGACCACAGACUCCUCUAGCAGAUGCUUAUUCUUCCUGUGUGCUCAUUUCAGCAGCAUUGUAUCUUUGACCCUGCACACCAGCUUCACAGUGCUGCCUCCAGUCUCUAGGCUAGUUAUCCAUUUUCCAUAGAGUAUACCCCAACACAGCAUUGCCAUUCUGCUGUGGAAAGAAAGGAAACUUUUGAUGACAAUACAAUAAAGAUUUUAAAUAUC
Messenger RNA from Nannospalax galili (Upper Galilee mountains blind mole rat), 3121 nucleotides. It is a transcript of the gene Leprotl1, whose product is annotated as leptin receptor overlapping transcript like 1. Bases 466 to 1017 code for a protein of 183 amino acids. Lineage: Eukaryota; Metazoa; Chordata; Mammalia; Rodentia; Spalacidae. Gene Ontology annotation, cellular component: endosome. The record is from RefSeq and is a predicted model, not a curated record. Gene Ontology annotation, biological process: late endosome to vacuole transport via multivesicular body sorting pathway; negative regulation of growth hormone receptor signaling pathway. The transcript is spliced from 3 exons.